Molecule: messenger RNA, 1868 nt
Organism: Pieris napi
Lineage: Eukaryota; Metazoa; Arthropoda; Insecta; Lepidoptera; Pieridae
Exons: 4
Coding region: 195-1190 (331 amino acids)
Source: RefSeq, a predicted model, not a curated record
AUCAGCAUACAACAUAAUUAUAACUCGCGUACAAAAAAUAAUAUCUGUUAUUAUUACAAACCAAAAUCUAUACGAUAAAAAACCACUCAAAUUUAACCAAUUUACUUAAGUGAAGAUAAACAAAAUUAAUAGUCUUUUGUAAGCAUUAUUCUUUGUGACACACGUAUUACGAUUGUUCAGUGAACAAUAUUAAAAUGAAUUUAGUUUGUAACAUAAAAUCAGUUACCUACAUUCGUUGUUUCUUAGGUUACAGUGGCUUAUCGGUAAUUAAGGGACAUUCAUUAUUAAAAUACCUUCCGUUUUCCCUUGCUAUAUAUCUUUAUCUCGAGUAUAUUUUCAAAGAUGAUAGCAUUGCGAUAAUCCAUUACUGCCGUACUAUAGAACUUGUUAUUCUCUUCCUAAUAUCGUUUUAUACUGAGGAGAGGUAUCUCUUUAAGUACUUCGAAUUCGACCAAAAAAUCGAUUAUCAAAAAUAUGCUAAUACAUAUUCUAAAAUACCUAAAAUAUCUAUUGCGUACAUCAUCUUUUCUUUCGUUGCUCUGAUUGUAUUGUCUGUUUUUGAUUCGGAUCGUUUUUCGCCAAAUUUUAUCCGAUUCGUAUCAGACGUAGGCCGUUUGCCGAUUAUGAUGAUAGUUGUACUCCAUUGGAUGCGAUUUAAAAUAUUUUGCGAGAAUUUAAGACGGAAAUUGAGCAAUUCUGUGAAACUCGAUGUUAGACAGAUAUUGGACAAGUACGAUGCAAUUCACCAACGGUUCAAUGAAGUCGGAUUUCCUGUAAAACUAAUGGUACUAAUCUUCGCUAUUUUUGGAAUAAUAGCAAUGAUUAUACAUGAAUACCGGAUGACCAUGAUUGCAACUGGAGAAUUUUCAGGAAGCCCUUCUUUAAUAAUAUGGUCAUUCGUUCGAGUAUCACAUAAUGUAAUAGUAACGUUUACUGGUGCAGCCAUGUUUGAAGUUUGCUCAUACGAAUUGGAUCAAAUAAAACUGCGCAUCGUCAGCAAAAUUAUUACAAUUUCAGAUGAAAGACAAAAGUCAGAUCUGAGACAACUUUUGCAGUAUUUUACCAUAAACCCAAUGGAAUUCAGUGCAUUUAGCAUAAUACCAUUUAAUAUGCGGUUUCCCUUGCAAUUUCUAUCUCUUAGCCUCAAUUACUUCAUUUUCAUGUUACAAUUGACAUUCCCUGCUAAAUAAAUUUAUUUUGUUCAAAAAACGUUACCGGAAAAAUGAAGAAUAGAGGGGUAGCGGACGCAGCUAAAUACGAUAUACCGACCGACUAUAACAAAACGUAAUUACUAGUAGUAGAAGUAGUAAAAUAAUAAUUUUCUGCCACUACGUAAUCGGGAGCACCACGAUGCUCAGCAGUAAGCAAGCGAUUGGAGGAAGAGGAAAUAUUACCGCUCAAAUUCCUUCACGUAAACAGGAAAGGGUGGCAUAAAAGAUCUAAGGUGUUCAGAGCAGACAAAUGAGGAUGACUCCUGAUUUUGAUAUACCGGAGUCUUGCGCUUUGCUUCGACUCUGAAGCUAACCCUAAGGAUACAGCAGCAGGAUUCAACUUUGUUGUCUAUGUACCGAUAAAAUCAAACAUAUAAACCCUUUUCUAAAGGUGGAUUGAAGCAAAUGCGUAACUUAAAAAUCUGGGAAUAAAUACAACGGCAGAAAAACACAGAGAGAGCGCGGUGCAACGGUCGACAAAGUUCGGGAGGAAUUACUUUGUUUUUUAUAUUAAACGUUUACGUAUAUGGAAUUAGGAAUGUUCUGUUAAUUAUAAGUAAACUGUUAAUUCACUAGGUAGAAGGCUUUGUCAGCCUAGAUAAUGCAAUUUUAUAUGCUUGAUGCACUAUAGCUUUUACCUUUAAUUAUAAUUUUAAA